Coccinella septempunctata (seven-spotted ladybird) is the source of this 2155-nucleotide messenger RNA. RefSeq names its product transcription factor 25 (gene Nulp1). Gene Ontology annotation, cellular component: RQC complex. Lineage: Eukaryota; Metazoa; Arthropoda; Insecta; Coleoptera; Coccinellidae. The record is from RefSeq and is a predicted model, not a curated record. The transcript is spliced from 8 exons. Bases 80 to 2053 code for a protein of 657 amino acids.
UUCGCUGAUAAUUGUCAAAAGUCUAGUGAUAGUUCGAGUUGCAUGUUGUGUUGUGUCAUAACAAAACUAAUUUAAAAAAAUGUCAUCAAGAGUAUUGAGAAAAUUACAAGCAGAAAAAGAACUGGUAGAAGAAAUAUCAGAUACGGAAACAGAUACUCCUGUAGGUGGUACAAGAAAAAAGCAGCUGAAUAUAAAUCGUUAUGAUUUGCUCAAUCAGCAGUCUUAUUCUGAAAGCGAAGUAAAAGAAGAUGAUAAUGAAACAGAGGCACCUAUGGAUGUUGUAGAAGUCAAUCAGGAGUUGAAGAGAAAAAAGAAAAAAAAGAAGAAGAAAGGUAAAUACGUGAACACACAAAGAAGUAGUGAAGAAAAUCCUGAUAUUGAUGAAGUGGAACGAUCAGUUCGAGAAGUUAACAAACUUUUAGGAGAAACUUACGAUCCAAAUGUGUCGGCAGUAGCAACUUCACAAAAAUUUGAAAAAAUUAAUUUGAAGGGAGUCUUACAUGUGCAACAUAAACACCUCAAUGCUAAUAAUGAACUCAAGAGAAUAUUUGGUUCAAGAAUUAUCCAAACAGAACAGAAAAGAAAAAACAGAGGAAGUAGAACAUACACAAAAGCAGUAUGGAUGUCUAAUUGUAAAGAAAACUGGCCUCAAGUAGGCAAAUCAGGAAUUUCAAUGAAUCUUCUUGAAACCAAAGAUGGGGUCCAAUACUUUGCUUAUGAACAUAGCCAUAGUUACAUGAUGAUACAACACAGAUUUCUAGAUGCUGUAGAAAGUUUAAAUCCUAAUAAUAUUGUAGCUAUAAUCAAUGAAUACCCCUACCAUAUAGAUGCCCUUAUUCAGUUAUCUGAUCUGUGUAAACUGAGUGAAGAUUUUGCCAUGGCAGCUGAGCUUAUAGAGAGAGCAUUAUAUUGCUUAGAGAGUGCAUUUCACCCCCUUUUCAACGUUUCACAAGGCAAUUGUAGGUUGGAAUACAGGAGGCAAGAGAACAGGGCUUUGUACAUAACAGCAUUCAAACACAUGAUGUUUGUGGGUGCAAGGGCGUGUUGUAGAACGUCCCUGGAAUUCUGCAAACUGAUACUUUCGAUGGACCCAGAAAAUGAUCCACUGGCCAUUAUUUUAGCGAUGGAUUUUUAUGCCCUACGUGCAAAGGAGUACAAUUGGCUGAAAGACUUCGUGGCCGAGUGGGAGGGCAGCAAGAACCUGUCUCAGUUGCCCAACUUUGCCUUCUCCAUUGCUGUUGCACAUUUUUACACAUGUAACGGGGACACGAAAAAGGCGGAUAGUUUAUUGCAGGACGCUCUCAUCAUGUUUCCGGGAGUGCUGAAACCCCUAUUGGAGAAAUGCUCCAUACAGCCGGACAGUCGAGUGGCCAGUCAUGAUUUCUUUUCUAGGGAAAAUAAAGAAAUACAUAGGUAUUUUUUUAAAUUUAGAGGGGAUCCGCCAAAUCUUCAGCAGCUCAUCAGUCUGUAUGUACAUAGAAGUUUCCACAUAUGGAAAGAUAGCGAUUUGCUGCCGUGGUUGGAAAAAAACGUUCAGGAGGUCUUGGAUAGAGUGGAUGCUCAGGAGGAAUUCGUUCAAGAAUGUGAAGAGAAGCGAUCGAAAAGAUAUCAAGGCCCUUUGCCCAUCAAUGUUGCCAGACAUAUUAUAUUGUCGGAUUUCAAAGGUCUUUCUCCAAUAACGGAGGAGAGCAACAGUCACUUCAUGAGCUUCGACCCCUUGCCUCCAAAAGACUCGAUAAACAUAUAUAGCAAGCCCAAAAAAUUAAUUUCCCCCAACCAGGCGUCCAAUCCGAUGGUCGUUUUUGUGAGGUCGAUAUUUCCGAAUUUCAAUCCAACGGCCACGGAGCAAAAUGGGGAUGAAGCCGCAGGGGCUGUUGCCCUGCCUGCUGAGAACGCGGAGGAGAAUAACGGUAUCGAUGGUGAGUUUAGAAGAACUGUAGCAACUAUGUUAAGUGCGAUGAGGUAUCUGUUGAACAAUAUAAGGCCGGAGGCCGAUGCUGAUGUAGAUGAAAAUGACGAGACAGAUGAGGAUUAUUUAACAGACAACAUGUAAAAUAAAUAUUUAUCAUAUGGUAUAUUCAUUGUUGAUGUAUAUUGGUUAUCUCAUUCUUAUAAAAAGUGAUUGAAUAAAAUAUUAGUCAUCGUUGAAUGACUA